GGACCCCGAGCGUCAUGUGAAGGUAAAGCAGAGGGGCUCAGUUCUGAACAUGCUAAGGAGGCUGGACAAAAUCAGGUUCAGAGGUCACAAGAGAGAUGACUUCCUCGAUCUAGCAGAGUCUCCGAAUGCCUCGGACACCGAAUGCGGAGAUGAAAUACCCCUGAAGAUACCGCGGACCUCGCCCCGGGACAGCGAGGAGCUGAGGGACCCUGCUGGUCCAGGGACCCUCAUCAUGGCUGCCGGAGUCCAGGACUUUAACCGGACAGAGUUUGAUCGCUUAAAUGAGAUCAAAGGUCACCUGGAAAUCGCCUUAUUGGAAAAACACUUCUUACAGGAGGAGCUCCGGAAGCUGCGCGAGGAAACCAACGCGGAGAUGCUGCGGCAGGAGCUGGACCGCGAGAGGCAGCGGCGGGUGGAGCUGGAGCAGAAGGUCCAGGAAGUGCUGAAGGCCAGAGCCGAGGAGCCGCCCGCUCAGCAGCCUCCGAAAGGGCAGGCCCAGGUCAAUAACGGAGCAGAGCGACGGAGCCAGGGGCUGUGCCCCCGCGUCCAGAAGUGGUUCUGCGAGAAAUUCGGGGAGUACGUGGAGGACUUCCGGUUCCAGCCCGAGGAGAGCACGGUGGAGACGGAGGAGCCCCUCAGCGCCCGCAGGUUGACCGAGAACAUGCGGAGGCUCAAGCGCGGGGCCAAGCCUGUCACCAGCUUCGUGAAGAAUCUCUCUGCCUUAUCUGAUUGGUACUCCGUCUACACGUCCGCCAUCGCCUUCACCGUGUACAUGAACGCCGUGUGGCAUGGCUGGGCCAUCCCCAUGUUCUUAUUUCUAGCGAUUUUGAGGUUAUCCCUCAAUUACCUCAUAGCCAGGGGCUGGAGGAUACAGUGGAGCAUCGUGCCGGAAGUGUCCGAGGCGGUGGAGCCUCCAAAGGAAGACCUGACCGUGUCCGAGAAGUUCCAGCUCGUGCUGGACGUGGCCCAGAAAGCCCAGAACCUCUUUGGCAAGAUGGCCGACAUCCUGGAAAAGAUUAAGAACCUGUUCAUGUGGGUGCAGCCUGAGACCACGCAGAAGCUGUACGUCGCGCUGUGGGCCGCCUUCCUCGCCUCCUGCUUCUUCCCCUACCGCCUGGUGGGGCUGGCCGUGGGACUCUAUGCCGGAAUCAAGUUUUUCCUCAUCGACUUCAUCUUCAAACGCUGCCCGAGGCUGCGCGCCAAGUACGACACCCCCUACAUCAUCUGGAAGAGCCUCCCCACGGACCCCCAGCUCAAGGAGCGCUCCAGCACGGCCGUGUCGCGCAGGCUGCAGACGGCCUCCUCGCGCAGCUACGUGUCCAGUGCGCCCGCCGGCCUGAGCAAGGACGAGGACGCCGGCCGCGUUCACGGCACUAAGAAAGGCAAUUUCCACGAGAUCUUCAACUUGACGGAAAACGAGCGUCCACUGGCGGUGUGUGAGAACGGCUGGCGCUGCUGUUUGAUCAACAGGGACCGGAAGAUGCCCACCGACUACAUCAGGAACGGGGUCCUGUAUGUGACGGAGAAUUACUUGUGCUUCGAAAGCUCCAAGUCUGGCUCCUCCAAGAGGAACAAAGUCAUCAAGCUGGUGGACAUCACAGACAUCCAGAAGUACAAGGUCCUCUCCGUCCUGCCGGGGUCGGGCAUGGGGAUUGCGGUGUCGACACCGUCAACACAGAAACCGCUGGUGUUCGGCGCCAUGGUGCACAGAGACGAGGCCUUCGAGACCAUCUUCGGCCAGUACCUGAAGAUCACAGCCGCGGCGUCGGGCAGUGACAGCUAGUCCUGGCGCCCCUCCUCGUCGCUGGGAGUUUUUCUUUUUUUUAACAAUUUGGUAGUGGAGAAAAACUGGACGUCCUCGUCAUCUUUUGCAAUAAUCCCUCUGAUCUGUGGUUUCUGUUGUGUUGACCCUGCGUUUUACAGACCCCUCCGCGCAGGGGUUGGGCUCUCGUGGGCGCGUCCCGUGGACGGGGAGGCCACUGGGAAGGACGGCACGCAGGACACCGCCGCGCACAGCCGCGCCUUCUCCGUCCCCACUGGGCAGAGACCGGCGCGGCUGCACGGCCCGGCGCUUGGAGGCCAGCAGCUCUUCCGCACCAAAGCCAUACGGGGAGCGCGCGGGGCCCUCCCCGGGGUGAAGGACGCGGCGACGGGGGACGCGGGGGCCCCUGACCCGCCGCCAGUCCUGCAGGGAGGCCCCCGUGUGCGUCCUCGGCGUGCGAUGCUGACCCGCUGGCCGAGGGCCCGCGAUCGGCCGAGGAUGCGGGGGCUGUGCGGAGCAAAGGCCUGGAGGACGCCGCUCCGGGCACGCUCCGAGCCUCGGGGCUCCAGCCGGCCUCUGGGCUGGGGCGCUCUGGUGGGUGAGGGGGGCUUCCGGGCGGGGGUAGGAGGGAUGGGGCACCCAGGCCCGUGGGGACUGUGCGGGGGUGCUGAGGCGGUCCCCCGGCUCCGGGGGGAGACCGUGAGCAGAGCCUGGGGGCCGGGGGCCGCACCCCUGGUGCCUGCACACCCGCGGGGGUGGAGGGGCUGCGAGCCCGCACCCCCGGGGAGGCCAGAGCGGGCGUCUCGCAGGCCCGGUCCGUCCCUGAGGCCGGCGUGGUGUUGGGACUGGCCAGGGGCCUCGGGGACGGACACGCCGAGGGGCCGGUGGGGCCGGUGAGGCCGCGCCCCCGCUCAGCACACGUCCAACACGGGCACCUCCAGGCCCUCAGCUUGUCCUGAGUCCUCUGGGUGUCACUGAGGUUGUUUUUUGAAGAAACAGAAGAUUAUAUUUUUUACAGAGAGCAAGCUGUUUUUCUUAUUUUUGUAUCAUUUUUCAGAUGUAAUUUUUACCUUUGCUCCUCAUUUGCUGGCUGGGUGGGCAACUGGGUGGUGUCACUCCUGCCACCCUUGGUGGAGGGGCCACCCAGGAGGGCGCUGCGGGGAGCCACGCCCGCCAGCCAGACAAGCACACGCCCCGCCCAGUGGGCGCGGCCCCGGGGCCGCGCGCCCGCCCGGCUCCCGGCCACCCUGGCGCGCUGUCUCGUGGUUCUGCAGGUUGACCUUUCAUAGACGGAGGCAGAGCCCACCCUAAACCUGGGCCUUGGCCCCACGGUCAGCGCAGGUGGACCGAGUCCCGUGGGGCUGGGGGUGCACCCCCAGGGGGCCCCCUCUGUGCCUCAGGCGCGGCGGGGGGGGGCCCUGAACUGGCCCAGGGUGACUGCGAGUGACACCCACGGUGCUGCUCAGACCUCACUCCCCGGGGCUACGGUGGGGUCAGCACGUGUCCCCAAGCCCAGCGGCGGGGGGGGGGGUCCCUGCACUGGGAUGGACGUCUCUUCUUCAGCGCCACGUGGUUUGGUUUGAGUCCUUUCUGAGGAGAAAGGGAGAUGAAAACGGACCACGUGGGGCGCGGCCGCCCCCAGCUGCACGGGGGCCCGCUGCAGGUCCUCCUUUGGAAGCCCAGGGCCCCCGCCAGGAAGAGCGUGGGCCUGUGCAGGCUCUGGGCUCCCCGUCGGAGAGAACCUGUAGUUUUUACUGAAUUGUGUAAAUCUGGGCAGAUGUUUAACUUCUGCAACUAAUCACUGAACUAGAACGAAUGUUAAAUUUUUUAUGUCUGAAGCGCGAGUCUAUUUUGGAUCUGUAAAUACUCGUUAACCAGUGUCACUUUUGUUCAACAAGAGGAUUGUACUGUAUGAAGAACCGAUGAAAAAAAAAAAUCCCCGGUAACAUUUUUUUAAGAAAAACCUUGUUUAAAAAAAAAAGUCUUGUAUAAAUUAUAAAUUUUUAUUUAAAUAAA
This is a messenger RNA of Hippopotamus amphibius kiboko, 3778 nucleotides long. It is a transcript of the gene GRAMD4, whose product is annotated as GRAM domain containing 4. The coding region runs from base 50 to 1783 and encodes 577 amino acids. The transcript has 18 exons. Gene Ontology annotation, biological process: apoptotic process; negative regulation of toll-like receptor 9 signaling pathway. The record is from RefSeq and is a predicted model, not a curated record. Lineage: Eukaryota; Metazoa; Chordata; Mammalia; Artiodactyla; Hippopotamidae.